Molecule: messenger RNA, 1368 nt
Organism: Apodemus sylvaticus (European woodmouse)
Lineage: Eukaryota; Metazoa; Chordata; Mammalia; Rodentia; Muridae
Product: translation initiation factor IF-2-like
Exons: 4
Coding region: 1-1074 (357 amino acids)
Source: RefSeq, a predicted model, not a curated record
AUGUAUUUGUUAAAGGGGCAUUAUUGCAACCAGCAGGAAACUUGGGAUGGGGGCGGCAACGUAGAUUGCUUAGACUCUGACCAGUAUCGUGUGGUGCUUGAGAAGAGAAAAAUACUUCGGAUGACGCCCGGCUUGUUUACAGGCCCCAGGCCUGGCCGCUGCCGCACAGGCCCGCCCGCCCUCGCCCUCGCCCUCGCCCUCGCGCCGCGCUUACCCGGACUAGCCGCGGGCGGGCGGGUCCCUCGGUCGGCCGGGGCGGCGGUGGCGACGGCGGCCGGGCACGGGGUCCCGCGACGGCGGCCGGGCCCGGGCGGAGGAGGGGAGGAGCCGGGCUGGAUCCGGGCCCCCGGCUCUCGGAGCCCUCGCGGCUCAGAUCAUCCGGGCGUCGGAGCGGGAGGCAGAGAGCGGGGCCCGCGGGAGGCGGAGGAGGCGCCGAGGACUCAUCGCUUUCCGCCCCACCUGCCUGGGCCCCCCUCCCCCCGCCCCAGCCACCCGAUCCCGAGCUGCGGACCCGGCCGGCGCGGAGACCACGGCGUUCUAGCUCCUGCGCGCGCUCCCGCCCCUAGCGCCGCCGCCGCCGCCUCUAGCGCGGCCCCGCGCACGCGCGCUCUCGACGGCGCUGCCCCUCUCCCUGCCCGGCCCCGCCCCGCGCCGCCGCUCCCCCCACCCCGGCCCUGCAGCUGCGGCGCGGCCCAUGGGCUGGAGAGACCCGGAUGUGGGAGGGCCGGAACUGCGGCUAGGCGGGGGAGGGGCGGCGGUGACGUCACUGCCCUGCGCUGCUCCUUAGCCGGCUGCUGUGUGGCCGCGGGCCGAUCCCUAGGGAGCCUUGAAGUCCUGGGUGGGAGCCAAGCGCGCGGCCUUCGCGCUAGGGCGCGGAGGGCCUCUCCAAACCCGGCCAUCAUCGUCCACACCCAACUCUUACACCUGCCUACAGACGCCGGUCUCCAGGAGCAGUGUCGGUUAGGGCCCGGCGUAGGGGAGUCAGCCUGCCCCUUGGACCCCCGGAGGCCCGUGCCACGGCCAUACCGCAAACGUGCGUGUGCAACCAGUUCACGCCUAGGGACACGUGCCUAGCGCUUCUCGCCGGUUGUCCCUGAGUAGCUCCAGGGAUCCCGAAUUGUAUUUAUGUGCACGUUACAGGGUCACGUGAUUCCAUCUCAACGGGCACUUCCAAAGACCUCCAAUGGGGUUAAGGGAACCCAGGGUUUUUCAAAAUCUAGAGGAUAAUCAGAAACGUGACAGCUGCUUUCAUGAAGAACUAGAGAUGAGCUAAAGGAGUCUUCCCAGUGUAUCACAGACAACUGGUCAGCUGUGUUUACCAAGUCUCUGGACACCAUUUGUAGGGAUAUUGUAGUGUGAAUGAGGAAA